Molecule: messenger RNA, 789 nt
Organism: Aspergillus welwitschiae
Lineage: Eukaryota; Fungi; Ascomycota; Eurotiomycetes; Eurotiales; Aspergillaceae
Product: shikimate dehydrogenase family protein
Exons: 1
Coding region: 13-756 (247 amino acids)
Biological process (GO): shikimate metabolic process; chorismate biosynthetic process
Molecular function (GO): shikimate 3-dehydrogenase (NADP+) activity
Source: RefSeq, a predicted model, not a curated record
UCCUUAUCAGAAAUGUCCCAUCUCAUCACCUCUCCCUCCUUCGGGGGUGCCAGCAUCACAAUGCCCCAUAAGAUCGCCGCUUUCGACCACUGCACUGAAGUGAGCGAUUCAGCGCGCGCCAUUGGGGCCAUCAAUACCCUCGUUACUACUCGAUCCCCGCAAGCAAACAGCAAGGUAGUAGUAAAAGGCGACAAUACAGACUGGUCCGGCCUCUACACACUCAUCAUCGACCAUUUAUCCAAAGGAGGUGUACAUACCGCAAAGGCAACCGGCAAAGUAGGCCUCGUCAUCGGGGCAGGUGGUGCCGCGAGAGCCGGAGUGUAUGCGCUCUUACAGGCUCAGUUCUCGACGAUUAUUAUUUGGAAUCGGACUGUCGAGAAGGCGGAGAAGAUUAUUCAGGAUUUUGAUACUCUCAAGAUUGAGGGUAUCGAAAUGAGGGCUGUGGGGAAUGUUAAGGGGAUUGGACCUGUGGAUGUGGUUAUUGGGACUAUUCCUGGGGAUGUUAAGGCGGAGGAGGACUUUGAGGGGCUUUUCCAAGGAUCAGAGACCGGGUUGUGUGUGGAGAUGGCGUAUAAGCCGAAGGUUACACCCCUGAUGAGGGUUGCGGAGAGGCGGGGUUGGGUGGUUAGGGAUGGGUUGGAAGUGUUGCUGAGGCAGGGGUUUGAGCAGUAUCGCUUGUGGACGGGGUUGGAGGCUCCGGAGCUGGUGAUGAGGGAAGCAAUUGGGGAGAGGGAUGGGGUGAGGUCUAAGGUUUGAUUGGAUUUCAUUAGGUAGUUUGUUGGUGUUGAG